GUAGCCGUUACAAUACCAAAGAGCGCCUCUUUCUCUCUCUCAAAACAAAAAAAAAAGUUCCAAUUUUUUUCCCUUCAUUUUCGUUUUUUUGUUUAUCCCCAAUUCAAUCCAAUCACACAUUCAUACUCUCAAGUUUCAAUCUUUCUCACAUUUACGAAUACCCUUUAAAAUUCCCAUCAAAUCGGUGUAAUUUUUCCGGCGAUAAUCAAUCGGCGGCAAUGACUCCUGAGAAACCCUCAAACAUUGAAAAUAUGAAUCCAAACACAAACACACUUCAAAAAUCAUUAAACAAAAACAAAAACAACAACAAUGUUAAUGUUAAUGUUGUUGCUGUUGUUCCUCAUAACAGAAUUCGUCAGAGAAAGUUUAUAGUUGCAAAGAAGAAGAAGAAUCAAAGUCCUAAGAAGAAAACGGUUUCGUGUACUUGUAAAGAAAAAAGUGAUGAUGUUGAUGAUGAUGGAACUAAGUGUGUUUGUGAAGCUUAUCAGAAUUUAAGGGCUUCCCAAGAAGGGUUUUUCAUCAAAGACAAAACUUUUGAUGAUGAUGAAGAGAAAGAAGAAGAAAAAGCUGAGAAAGUUUUUGAAGAGGUUAUUGAAGCAAAUUUGUUGAUUCAUGAUAUUGGAAAUGAAGAAAGAAAAUUGGAUGAUGAUGAAGAAGGAAAAGGAAAAGAAGAAGAAGUUGAAGAGGGUAAUUGUAGUUCUAUAGUGAAAAGAAGGAGGGAGAGAGUGUUGGAAGAAGCAAGGAAUAAUGUUCCUGAAAAUGGGAAAGUUAUGCAUUUGGUUAAGGCUUUUGAGAGGCUUCUUAGUAUAUCAUCAUCAAAUAGUUUUGAGGAGAAAGAGAAGAAUGAGGAGGAACAAUAUUGUGAAGAGGAGAAGAAGAAUAAGGUGAUGAAAUGGGCAUUACCAGGAUUGCAAUUUCAACUACCUGUUAAGGAAUCUGAAACUGAAGUUGAAGUUCUUUCUGGUUGUUGUGAUGAUGAUGGUCUGUUUAAUUGUACUUUGACAUCUGAACAACUUGGGUUGGAUAAAAGGGGUUCAGGUUCUUCUUGGGAAAGUGGAGUUGGAAGUGUGUGUAGCAGGAACUCUUCUGGAGGUAGAAUAAGCAGGAGAAAUAGCUUGGAAUCAUCUAGUACUUUUGGAGGAAGGAGGUGGAAUAAGCAGAAGCUAAAAGGCACUAGCCAGAAACCAUUUAAGCUAAGAACUGAGCAAAGGGGCAAAAUGAAAGAGGAACAAUUUAUGAAGAAAGUUAAAGAGAUUUUGACCGAAGAAGAGAAACUGCGAGUACCUGUUGCACAAGGUCUUCCAUGGACUACCGAUGAACCCGAGUGCUUGCCAAAACCUCCUGUGAAAGAAACCACAAAGCCUAUUGACUUUAAGCUUCAUAGUGAUUUGAGAGCAAUCGAUCGCGCCGAAUUCGAUCAUCAGGUAGCUGAAAAAUGGAGCUUGAUAGAACAACAGAAAAUGGAAAUGGAAAGGCAACAUAAGUUGGCUGAAGAGGAAGAGAUUAGGAGAUUGAGGAAGGAACUUAUUCCUAAAGCACAACCAAUGCCUUAUUUUGAUAAGCCUUUUAUACCAAGGAGGUCAAUGAAGCAUCCAACUAUACCAAGAGAACCUAAGUUUCACAUACCUCACCACAAGAAGAUCAAGUGCUUGUCAUGGAAUGAGAUGAGAUCCUACUCUUCAUACUUCAACUGAUAUUCUAAGUCUUUUGCUGAUGAGAAAGAUCAAGUGUGUAUCAUGGAAUGAAAUGAGACCCUAUUCUUCCUUACCCUCAACUUAGAUUCAAAGGGUCAUUUUUGCUGAUGAAAAGAGAAAUCUUUUUCAAUUUCUCCAUUAUCUGAAUAAUAUUCAAUUUGUAUAUGGGCAACCAAUAUUAGUUGCAAAUUAUUUUUCUGCCUUUGUACAAAAGGGUAUCUUCUUUUCAUUGAAAUGAAAUGAACUUACUUUUUUUUUUUUUUUGGAUUUGAAUUCAUUAUAGAUUCAUUCUCAUAUUUUUGCAA
Molecule: messenger RNA, 1999 nt
Organism: Cicer arietinum (chickpea)
Lineage: Eukaryota; Viridiplantae; Streptophyta; Magnoliopsida; Fabales; Fabaceae
Product: microtubule-destabilizing protein 60
Biological process (GO): mitotic spindle assembly; activation of protein kinase activity; regulation of mitotic spindle organization
Cellular component (GO): spindle; nuclear microtubule
Molecular function (GO): protein kinase activator activity; microtubule binding
Source: RefSeq, a predicted model, not a curated record